CGCGAGGUUGCCUUUGACCAGCAGGACUCAGCGGAGACUCGUCUCCUGUCAGAGCGCGCGCACUCGGGCUGAGUGGAUGUGAUGUACUGAGCGAGGACGUCUCUCCCUCUCUCUCUCUUUCUCUCUCUCUCCCUCUCUCUCUCUUUCUCUCAGCUCCCACCUCUUUUGGGAAACACACACAAGACCCUCUUUUUUUUUUUUCUCCUCAUUCUCUUUUUUUAGCCCCCCACCCGCAUGAUCCGUGGAUAAGCUUCCCGGGAAAUCCUCCGCAUCUCUCCUCCGUCUGAGCUGCACAACUUUCAGGCUCGUGCGCCUCCUCAGCUCGCGCUAACGUGCAUGUUUUCGGUGCAUGCCGAGAGCCACAGCGCAUUCUGAUUCUGUCGUGGAGGAAAGAAAGGAUUUUGUUUCUGCUCUCAUCUGAGUCCUGACGCAUCUCAGCCAUGGAGAACGCUCACACGAAGAGCGUGGAGGAAGUUUACAGCUAUCUGAACGUGAACGAGAGCACGGGGCUGGCGCUGGACCAAGUCAAACGCCAGAGAGAGAAGUGGGGUCCAAACGAAUUGCCCGCUGAAGAAGGAAAGUCAUUAUGGGAGCUGGUCAUUGAGCAGUUUGAGGAUUUACUUGUGCGGAUUCUCCUGCUUGCAGCUUGUAUAUCAUUCGUUUUAGCCUGGUUUGAGGAGGGCGAGGAGACAAUAACAGCCUUCGUGGAGCCUUUUGUAAUUCUGCUUAUUCUUAUAGCCAAUGCCAUUGUUGGUGUGUGGCAGGAGCGUAACGCCGAAAAUGCCAUCGAGGCACUUAAAGAGUAUGAGCCGGAGAUGGGGAAAGUCUACAGACAGGACAGGAAGACCGUGCAGAGGAUCAAGGCCAAAGACAUUGUACCUGGGGACAUCGUGGAGGUAGCUGUGGGAGACAAAGUGCCCGCAGACAUCCGUAUCUGUUCCAUCAAGUCCACCACGCUGAGAGUGGACCAGUCCAUCCUCACGGGCGAGUCUGUCUCCGUCAUUAAACACACUGACCCUGUUCCUGACCUUCGAGCUGUCAAUCAGGACAAGAAGAACAUGCUGUUCUCUGGUACUAACAUUGCAGCGGGCAAAGCCGUGGGUGUCGUGGUGGCCACGGGUGUGAACACCGAGAUCGGCAAGAUCCGUGACGAGAUGGCGUCCACGGAGCAAGAGAGGACGCCGCUGCAGCAGAAGCUGGACGAGUUCGGUGAGCAGCUCUCCAAAGUCAUCUCGCUCAUCUGCAUCGCCGUGUGGAUCAUCAACAUCGGCCACUUCAACGACCCGGUGCACGGCGGCUCGUGGAUUCGCGGCGCCAUCUACUACUUCAAAAUUGCUGUGGCUUUGGCCGUGGCUGCAAUCCCUGAGGGUCUGCCCGCUGUCAUCACCACCUGCCUGGCGCUGGGCACACGCCGCAUGGCCAAGAAAAACGCCAUCGUGCGCUCACUGCCCUCUGUGGAGACACUGGGGUGCACAUCAGUCAUCUGCUCUGAUAAGACUGGCACCCUGACCACCAACCAGAUGUCUGUGUGCAGGAUGUUCGUCUUGGACAAAGUAGAGGGUGAGAGCUGCUCUCUGACUGAGUUCACCAUCUCUGGAUCAACCUAUGCACCUGAAGGAGAAGUAUAUCUGGAUAACCGACCAGUGAAGUGCUCUGGCUAUGAUGCUCUAGUGGAGAUGGCCACUAUCUGUGCUCUGUGUAACGACUCCUCGCUGGACUUCAACGAGUCUAAAGGUGUGUAUGAGAAGGUGGGAGAGGCCACAGAGACUGCUCUGACCUGCCUGGUGGAGAAGAUGAACGUGUUUGAUACAGAUGUCAGGAGCCUGUCCAGGAUCGAGAGAGCCAAUGCCUGCAACUCCGUGAUCAAGCAGCUAAUGAAGAAGGAGUUCACGCUGGAGUUUUCUCGGGACAGAAAGUCAAUGUCUGUGUACUGCUCCCCCAGCAAGGGCAAGUCCACCACCAGCAAGAUGUUCAUUAAGGGAGCCCCAGAGGGAGUGAUUGACAGGUGCACGUAUGUACGUGUGGGAGCCACUCGUGUGCCCAUGACUCAGGGCAUUAAGGAUAAGAUCAUGACUGUGAUCCGGGAGUACGGCACUGGACGGGACACGCUGCGCUGCCUGGCACUGGCCACCCGGGACAGCCCGCUCAGGAAAGACGAGAUGGUUCUGUCUGACACGGCACGCUUCGCUGAGUACGAGUCUGACCUGACGUUUGUGGGCUGUGUGGGCAUGCUGGAUCCUCCCAGGACUGAGGUGGCUGCCUCCAUCAAGCUGUGUCGUCAGGCCGGUAUCCGGGUCAUCAUGAUCACAGGUGAUAACAAAGGCACGGCUGUGGCCAUCUGCAGGCGCAUCGGCAUCUUCUCUGAGGAUGAUGACGUAAACAACAUGGCCUUCACAGGCCGCGAGUUUGAUGAUCUUUCCCCCCAAUUGCAGCGCGAGGCUGUCGUGGCUGCUCGCUGCUUCGCUCGUGUCGAGCCCUCUCACAAGUCUAAGAUUGUGGAGUUCCUCCAAGGCUUUGAUGAGAUCACUGCAAUGACGGGAGAUGGAGUGAACGAUGCCCCUGCCCUGAAGAAGGCAGAGAUUGGCAUCGCCAUGGGCUCUGGCACUGCCGUGGCCAAGACAGCCUCGGAAAUGGUCCUCGCUGACGACAACUUCGCCACCAUCGUAGCCGCUGUUGAAGAAGGUCGAGCUAUCUACAACAACAUGAAGCAGUUCAUCCGCUACCUCAUCUCCUCCAACGUGGGGGAGGUCGUCUGUAUCUUUCUGACUGCAGCGCUGGGCUUCCCUGAGGCUCUGAUCCCAGUGCAGCUGCUGUGGGUAAACCUGGUGACAGACGGCUUGCCUGCCACUGCGCUUGGCUUCAAUCCCCCUGACCUGGACAUUAUGAACAAACCUCCCCGUGUUGCCAAGGAGCCCCUGAUUUCCGGCUGGCUCUUCUUCAGAUACCUCGCCAUUGGCUGCUAUGUGGGAGCUGCUACAGUGGGAGCUGCAGCCUGGUGGUUCAUUGUGGCUGAUGACGGCCCUCAGGUCACCCUCUACCAGCUGAGCCACUUCCUGCAGUGUGCUCCUGACCAUCCUGACUUUCACGAUCUGGAGUGUCACGUGUUUGAAUCGCCGUACCCCAUGACCAUGGCGCUGUCUGUACUCGUCACCAUCGAGAUGUGCAACGCUCUCAACAGUCUGUCGGAGAACCAGUCUCUGCUGCGCAUGCCUCCGUGGGAGAACGUGUGGCUGCUGGGAGCCAUUUGCCUCUCCAUGUCCCUGCACUUCCUUAUCCUGUACGUCGAGCCGCUGCCGGUCAUCUUCCAGAUCACUCCUCUGAACGUGACCCAGUGGCUGAUGGUGCUGAAGAUCUCCAUGCCCGUCAUCCUGUUGGACGAGCUGCUCAAGUUCGUGGCGAGGAACUACCUGGAGCCGGGUAAAGAUUUAGCCGAGGGGGUGCAGCAAGAGAGCUGGAGUGUGUCUGCAUGUGUCCGGGGCAUCUCCUGGCCCUUCAUAGCUCUCUGUCUCCCCCUGGUGGUGUGGCUGUACAGCACGGACACUAACACGAGCCGCUCGCUGGGGUCCUCCUGACUGACCCAUCACUGACUGAGAGCUGCGGUGACGCUAACACACAUCCACCACCCAUUAACCCAGAACCACGAUUAACCCAGUCCAAGAGAAUGUUUGCACAAGAAUCCGCAUACUGUAUGUUUGGUGUUUUUAUAAUUAAGAGUGAUGACUUAUUAUUCAUUGUUGUAACUGUUCCAUUUUAAAGCACACAUGAAUUGUUUUUUAUAUAAAUAUAUAACAGCUAUAUUAUUAUGAGAUGUUAUAAGCAGUCAGUGGAUUAAUAUAUUUAUUAGCUCAUUUUUAAAAGGGGCAUGGACCCACUGAACGUCCUCGCAGUGUGUGUAUUCAUGACUCAGUCCUGUACAGUAAAAAAUUCAUUAUAUCCCAGAUUAUAUUGUUUUUUUUUGUUUUUUUAAAUCACCCCCUGUCUAAUUUAUGAUAUUUUGAAGUACAAUUAAUGUACCACUUUUUUUUUUUUUUUAAACAAAUGGUUACUUUCUGCAUUUGGCAGAAUUCAGCUACCUCAGUUCCACUGCUGUCCAGUUAACUUUAAUUCUGAUUUUUAUUUAUUUGAUUUUUUUUCCUCAGAAAACCAGCGUAGCUGAAUAUCUUUAAAGGGGCAGUUUGUAAUUUUUUUAACCCUGAAGAUACGAAUUGCAAUUGCAAUGAAAACCCUGAUACGCCUUUUCCAUUCCUCCACCUUACCACACCCUCUCUGUGCAAACAUGUAUGCCUCGUGAUUUGCCUCUUAAGGAAGAGUAGCUCUGUUCUGGAGCUCAUUUCCAGGCCAGAAAAAAAAAUAGAAAGAGAAGUCUGAAAUGUAGAAAAAAGUGAUAUCUUUUCCAUGACUGUAUCAGAAUUGUAUUUUCGCUCAUGGUAGCUUUGAAAUAUGAUUAUUAUAUGUCUAGAAACACUUUUAAAUAUUAUAGACUGCACCUUUAAAGAAAAGGAGGAGCUCUCUCUCCCAGCUCUAAAUUACUGUUCAGUUAUUUAGGAGGAUGAAGAAUAUCACAUUGCCAAGUAGGUUUUUUUUCUGUAAUCAUGCUUUACUUGGACACAGUUUGGAGUAUUUUUAUUUUCCGUGACCUGUGUGAGGUUGUGGAAAAUGUGCACAAUGCUAGGGCUUUACAUGUAGGAAGGCAGUGCUCUGUGUAUGUGUGUUUAUACUGUAUGUAAGUGAACAUGCAUUCGUUUGAAAUGAGUACCUACAGCACAAAUGUCUCUAGGGAUUUAGGGAAUUCUGGGAAUUGUAGAUCCUGCCAUUAGAAAAGGUCAGCUAGAUGCCUAACUCUCGUGUAGUUUGAGACUAUGACUGAUCCUAUUUUUUUAAUAUUACCUGUACUUUAUAAAGAAUUUCUUAACUUUAGGCUCCCCGUUUGAGAGCAUGCUUCACUCAGUAUCUGAUUCUAAUAAUAGUACUACUUGGCUUUUUCUCCCAAAGCUUUGCCCUGAGAGUGAGAACUGUAACUUUCUGCUCCUGCACCUUCUCACCUCCUCAUGACUCUACUCUUACUAAUACUGCAGGUUGCAUUUGUAUUCUUAAAAUGCAUUUUCUUCAGGUUGCCAGGUCCGCACGUAAAAACUCAGAAUGUGACGCACCACAAACUCUGUAUUAAAGUCCAAAAUUAGGACUAGCAUGGAGUAACACCAUACGCUUUAAAAUAAGCAGUGCUGAAACUGCCGUUUUUUCACUAAGCUCCUUAAACGUCAUAAAUAAGAAAAACAUGCAGCAAUGAGCAGACCACUUCACCUUUCUGUUAAUUCGCUAAUAUGAUAAUUCAUAAUGGAUAAUUGCAUUUACUGUUUCCUUCAGAAAGUCCUGCUUCCUUCCAAAAUGUUGAUAUGUAAAUAAUAAAACACUCGUGGGCACGCUGUUAUAGGAAAAUAAUCAAUGACAGCUUGGUGUGAUGCUGUGCAAUACAAACCUGAGUUAGUUACCACUCUGAAGUUGAUUAUUCUCCAAUAACAGCGCGUUACAAUGUGCUUUAUUCCUCUUAUACCACAACAAUUUGCCAGUGAUUAUAAGUUUUUAUUUAUUAACGAACAAUACAUUGUGAUUUUUAUAGUUACAUUUAACAUUGUGGAACGUCUGCGAAGCAAAUCAGUUCAUGAUAUCACAUUAUAUGCCGUUCUCUCACCAGACUCUUUUUUCUCUGAUCUAAGCUAAUAAUAAGAACCACAUUCAGCCUGUCACACAACUAUUCUAUUCUGUUCUAUAGAAUUUCCCCACAGAGGAAAGCUUAAAGCAACAGCGUAAAGCACUGACACUGAAAUCUACUUUCAUAAAUAUUAAUAAACAUCUCCUUACAAAAAGCUUCACCACAGCAACAUUCCCUUUUUCUUAGAUUUAAAUUAUGUGCAGCGUCUGUCAUACAAGUCCCCGUGCAAGUCGUUAUCAUAGAAAUGAUAACGUGUUAGAACAAGUGCAUUAAUGCAACCCCGUGAUUUGCCUUGAAGCUGCUGUUAGAGAAAAUUAAUAAAAAAUUAAUAAAAUUAAAUUAAUACCUUCUGACCAAUCAAAAUUAAGAAUUCAACAAUGCUCUGGUAUAAAAUAAUCUGAUAAAAGCCCUUCAACCUGCAGGACGAAAAGAAAUUAACUCACAGCAGAGUUCCACAGGAAAAGUGCAGACUUGGCAACCCUUGUAGAAAACUUGAUUUAUACCACAUAAUGAAAAAUGUGUAAGCAACACAUUUGAUACAUCUUUAACUGUAAAGUUCUUCAGUCUUUCACUAAUGCUUUUAUUACAAAAUAUUCUUUCUUUUCAUCAGUCAUUUGAUAUGAUCAGCCUUUUUUAAUCUUUCCUUUUCUCGCUCUCUCUUUUUCCCU
This is a messenger RNA of Pangasianodon hypophthalmus (striped catfish), 6378 nucleotides long. RefSeq names its product ATPase sarcoplasmic/endoplasmic reticulum Ca2+ transporting 2a (gene atp2a2a). NCBI's taxonomy places the organism in Eukaryota, Metazoa, Chordata, Actinopteri, Siluriformes, Pangasiidae. Gene Ontology annotation, biological process: intracellular calcium ion homeostasis; calcium ion transmembrane transport. The transcript is spliced from 20 exons. Gene Ontology annotation, cellular component: membrane. The record is from RefSeq and is a predicted model, not a curated record. Gene Ontology annotation, molecular function: P-type calcium transporter activity; ATP hydrolysis activity; ATP binding. The coding region runs from base 441 to 3572 and encodes 1043 amino acids.